Molecule: messenger RNA, 1500 nt
Organism: Vicia faba (fava bean)
Lineage: Eukaryota; Viridiplantae; Streptophyta; Magnoliopsida; Fabales; Fabaceae
Source: the annotation of a GenBank genome assembly
AUGGCAAAAUCUAUACCAAAAAUUGGUUCACGUAAAAUUGGACGUAUUGGUUCGCGUAAGUAUCCUCGUAAAAUACCAAAGGGGGUUAUUUAUAUUCAAGCUAGUUUCAACAAUACCAUUGUGACUGUUACAGAUGUAAGAGGUCGGGUGAUUUCUUGGUCCUCCGCCGGUUCAUGUGGAUUCAAGGGUACACGAAGGGGGACACCAUUUGCCGCUCUAACCGCAGCGGGAAAUGCUAUUCAAACAGUAGUCGAUCAAGGCAUGCAACGAGCAGACGUCAUGAUAAAAGGUCCCGGUCUAGGAAGAGAGGCGACAUUAAGAGCUAUUUCUGGAAGUCGGAUACGAGUAAGGGUUAUACAGGAUGUAACCCCUAUGCCACAUAAUGGAUGUCAAGCAGAUACAAUAGGCAUUGCAAUGCGAAGAAUUUUGCUCGGAGAAAUAGAGGGAACAUGUAUCACACGUGCAAAAUCUGAGAAAAUACCACAUGAAUAUUCUACCAUAAUAGGUUCUGGAUAUGUAACUGCUCAAGACAUCAUUUUACCACCUUCGGUGGAAGUCAUUGAUAAUACACAACAUAUAGCUAACCUAACAGAACCUAUUAAUUUGUGUAUUGAAUUAGAAAUUGAUAGAAAGCGGGGAUAUCGUAUAAAAAUACUAAACAACAUUCAAGAUGGAAGUUAUACUAUAGAUGAUGUAUUCAUGCCUGUUAGAAAUGCAAAUCAUAGUAUUCAUUCUUAUGUGAAUGGAAAUGAAAAACAAGAGAUACUAGUUCUCAAAAUAUGGACAAAUGGAAGUAAUGUUGCUCCAAUACCCAACCAAAGAGCCACGACAGCACCAAUCAAAAAGACGGUUGUUGCUACUGGAUGCCGAAAUGGGUUUUGGAACUUAUUCAUAUUCUCCAAAAAAGACGAUUUGGAAGAUAUAAUUGGGGGACAUGUAUGGUUGGGUUCCAUUUGUAUACUUGGUGGAAUCUGGCAUAUCUUAACCAAACCUUUUGCACGGGCUCGGCGUGCACUAGUAUGGUCUGGAGAAGCUUACUUAUCUUAUAGUUUAGGUGCUUUAGCCGUUUUUGGUUUUAUAGCUUGUUGCUUUGUCUGGUUUAAUAAUACUGCUUAUCCUAGUGAGUUUUAUGGUCCCACUGGACCGAAAGCUUCUCAAGCUGAAGCAUUUACUUUUCUAGUUAGAGACCAACGUCUUGGAGCUAAUGUAGGCUCCGCUCAAGGGCCUACCGGUUUAGGUAAAUAUCUAAUGCAUUCUCCGACCGGAGAAGUCAUUUUUGGAGGAGAAACUAUGCGUUUUUGGGAUCUGCGUGCUCCCUGGUUAGAACCUCUAAGAGGUCCUAAUGGUUUGGACUUGAGUAGACUGAAAAAAGACAUACAACCUUGGCAAGAACGUCGUUCCGCAGAAUAUAUGACUCAUGCUCCUUUAGCUGCCGCAGGAUUUGAAAAAGGAAUUGAUAGAGAUUUUGAACCUGUUCUUUCCAUGACUCCUCUUAAUUGA